Messenger RNA from Xiphophorus hellerii (green swordtail), 9792 nucleotides. It is a transcript of the gene mafa, whose product is annotated as MAF bZIP transcription factor a. Gene Ontology annotation, cellular component: nucleus. Gene Ontology annotation, molecular function: RNA polymerase II cis-regulatory region sequence-specific DNA binding; DNA-binding transcription factor activity, RNA polymerase II-specific. Bases 447 to 1442 code for a protein of 331 amino acids. The transcript is spliced from 3 exons. Gene Ontology annotation, biological process: regulation of transcription by RNA polymerase II. Lineage: Eukaryota; Metazoa; Chordata; Actinopteri; Cyprinodontiformes; Poeciliidae. The record is from RefSeq and is a predicted model, not a curated record.
GCGGCUACAAUGCUCUUAAACUCAUCUGCUGUGUGAUCCCAGUAAAAAAUCGUCCCACUAGGUACUCAGCGGCAUCAAACGUGCGAGAGCGACUCUCGGCUUGUUUCCCCCUACACCUUCUCUCCGCUCGCGUAAUGUGCUCCUGAAGAAGGCGUAAAGUGUUAAAUGUUUGAAACACAAAACCACCGUGUUUCACAUGCUGAAAGAGGACUCCGCUACUCGUGCGCGCGGCACUGCUGCGUCUGUGCAAUAGACUCCGCAAAGAAAAAACUCCUCUCGCACGCCUGCAACUCCGUGGCUGCGCAGAAAGGACGCUGCGAAACCUCGUUUUUUCUAGUUUCAAGACAAACGCUUAAAAAAUCAAACUGGCUCACGUCUUUCCCAACCAGCCCAGUUUGACAGCUGCUCUUCACCCCGCUUGGAGGACUGUCAGCAGCAGCAAGAGGAUGGCAUCAGAGCUGGCAAUGAGCAACUCCGACCUGCCCACCAGUCCCUUGGCCAUGGAAUAUGUUAAUGACUUCGAUCUGAUGAAGUUUGAAGUGAAAAAGGAGCCGGUGGAGCCCGAUCGCAACAUCAGCCAGUGCAGUCGCCUUAUCGCCGGGGGAUCCUUGUCUUCCACCCCGAUGAGCACGCCUUGCAGCUCGGUGCCCCCUUCCCCAAGCUUCUCGGCGCCCAGUCCGGGCUCGGGGAGCGAGCAGAAGACACACAUAGAGGAUUUCUACUGGAUGUCCGGUUAUCAACAGCAGUUGAAUCCAGAGGCGCUGGGCUUCAGCCCCGAAGACGCAGUCGAGGCGCUCAUCAACAGCAGUCACCAGCUCCAGUCCUUCGAUGGCUACGCGAGGGGCCAGCAGUUUACUGGCGCGGCCGGGACAGGAGGCUCCAUGGCCGGGGAAGAGAUGGGCUCCGCCGCAGCCGUGGUGUCAGCUGUGAUCGCUGCGGCAGCUGCCCAGAACGGGGCGCAACACCACCACCACCAUCAUCACCACCACAACGGCAGUCACCACCAGGCACCCGGCGUUCAGUCCAACGGCACCUCUGGGACGAAUCACCCUCACAUGCGCCUGGAGGAUCGGUUCUCAGACGAGCAGCUGGUGACCAUGUCGGUGCGGGAGCUCAACCGGCAGCUGCGGGGGGUCAGCAAGGAAGAGGUGAUCCGACUGAAGCAGAAGAGGAGGACCCUAAAGAACAGAGGCUACGCUCAGUCAUGCCGGUUCAAGCGGGUUCAGCAGCGGCACGUCCUGGAGGGGGAGAAAACGCAACUCAUGCAGCAGGUCGAGCACCUAAAGCAAGAAAUCUCCAGGCUGGUCCGGGAGAGGGACGCGUACAAGGAAAAGUAUGAGAAGCUCAUCAGCAACGGCUUCAGAGAAAAUGGAUCCAGCAGUGACAACAACCCUUCAUCCCCGGAGUUUUUCAUGUCAUCAAGAAAAUUCCUCCAUCUGUGAUUUCACGCCCCUUCUUCUUUGCCCUGGGUUCUUUGAGAUAACACAACAAGGAUUAUGAUGGCAUCCAAGUGGCUGACCAGUUGCACCAAGAAACCUACAAAGCACAAAGUUAAUAAUGAAGAACUUCAAAGAAGACCGUCUAGAUUCUCUCAAAACCCCCACAUUGAAGAUCUUGAAAGUGGCAUUUUCUCUGAAUUCCCUCCUUGAUAUUUUACCUGCAGCUUUUUGUACAAAACAAGACAAAAGAAAAAAAAUAAGAGACUCAUAAUCAUGAGAUGAUUGAAAACACCAGAUAAAUACUUUCGAAAGACUAUUUUCUUUUGAGUGCGAAGAUCAAUGAUGCAUGCUACUGUAAAUAAAUCAUGAAAACAACCUUUUUCCUGAAACAGGCAGCAUACUCAAUUGUUGUCACCAAAUUCAUAAACCUUAUUACUGUGGAGUGAGUGCUCAUGAAUUGAUUUACCUCACAAAACCUGAAUACAUUUUAUGAGUCAAAAGCCCAUGAAAUGUUCAUUUUAAGUAUAAUUUUAUUGUCUUUGGUAUCAUUAUUUGAUAUGUAAAAGUAUCGCUCUUAUUUUUAUUUUUUAAGCAACAGCCUAGUCUUCCUAUCUAAUAUCCACAUUAAUAUAUGUAAAUAGAAAUGAGUGAAAGCAGCAGCAUGGACAAGACUAUAGUUUGCAUUCCCCAAAUUGGUAAACCAUUCAGUAUCUCAGUAUUUUAUAAUUAAAUUUUUUUUCAUUGUAUUUGAGUAGAUGCAUAAAGGGAUUAAUUAUAGGUCUCUAACACCAGGAAUACAUUUGGUUUUGUCUCUAUCUUGUAAUGGGGAAAGACAAGGUGAAUGGGAAAUGCCAUCAAUCCACUGGCCUGACAAAACCACAAUGUUCAGCAUUUCAUCUAUGAUUUAAUGUUAGUAUUGGACAUUUUCUCCUUGUAUGUAAUUUGUGUAUUUCCAAUGCAAUAACUGUGCCCUCCUUCUAAAUGCCCAUAACUGCUGUAAGCAAAGCUGCUGUCUUAUUGGGACACAUUUUUCUUUGCACGGUUCCAAACUGUGCUCUACACCUGAGCCUACACAUGGGGAAGCAAAAUGGAAUUCCUGCAAUGUGGACAUGAGGAGUUAUCCUCCGUCUUCCAUGAACUUUGAUGAUAACCAAAUGCACUGACAGAUGAAACACCUAGCCAAUGAACAGAUGACCUCAAUGAUUAGUCCCUCACUGGCGAAGGCAGAUAACAUUUGCAUGGACAACAGAGGAAAGCUAUUGUAACUUGUUGGACAGCAAUUCUCCGCCACCGUGCAUCCUCUCUACCUCUUAAGAAAUUCAUGUCCUACCAGUGACUCCCUAUGUUAUCCCCACAGUCCACAAUUUUGCUGCAUGAAAAAAAUGAGAGCCUCAUGAAGGAAGUUCAGCACUGAUUCCUGUAUAGCAAUGGAGAAAACAUCAAAUAUUCACUUAAAAACUAAUACACUCAUUGCUUGUUGCUGUAUAUAUGUACACUAGGAUGAGUCUGUGUAGUCUCAGAUGCUGUACUCUGCAUGUUAACUUGUAGAUGGAACAUAACAACUACUCAUAGUUGAGUACAUGCACAUAGUCAAUCAGUUGACUGACUGAACCAAUGUACACUCUUUCUUAAUUUUCUAUCCCCUUUUUUCUGUUUCUGAAAAUGUACAGUAGUGUACGAAAAACAAUUUUUUUGUUCCCCCCACACUUACCUGCAGAGCUGAUAAAUCUAAACACAUUAAAGGAAAGCACACCCUCCCUUCUAAUGUCAGGCUGAAACUUGGCCAUGGCAAGCAUGAGGAGGAGAAUAGAAAGGGGAGGCAGGCUGGGUUGCUCCAGUUAAGUGGCAGCAAACAAAGUGGCAUGCGGCGUCCUGCCAACAACUGUCUAUUCAUCUUGUGUCAAAAGGAUUUGCACAUUUCAAUGAGUCUACACACUGACAGAGAGGUCCAAGAGGAGAGAGUAAGAGGAAAGGCAGGGCUUUAGAGAAAGGAUAGGGAGGAAAAGAACUAAAUUUACUUAGACAACGUUGAAGAAUUUUAGAGAUCCAAACAACUACAUGAUAAUUUUUUUCUGACCUCCUUGGAGAGCUCAACAACCCCUUGACCUCAAAUUGUUACACCAUAAUGUAACUCUCUGGGCUACUAUGACCUCACGUCCUGUCUGAGGUUAACUUUCUGUUAAUGAGCAGACCCCUUAGCUCAACCAGAUGUUCAAUCUUGUGGUCAAAUACCUGUUACCCUCUGUGAUUUUUUAUUUAAACCCUGACAGCUGCAUUUGCUUAAACUUCUAGAAAUAGUGACAGAACUUCCCCAAGUAAAAAUAAAAAUGACUAAAGGAAAUACAGUAUAAACUCUUAAGACUCUUGAGAUCAAGAGUUUUACUUUUCAGACAGAAAAUGAUACAGGCAUGACUAAUUCCUGCACAUUAAUUCAGAACACACUCUAAUACACAGAUGUUUUUAAGCAGAAAAUUUGGUUAGAUGUGACGUUAUGUCCUACUGUUGAGACCAUGAAGGUACACAGUUUUAGUCAAAUUUUGCACAUUGAACAACAUGAAGUAUUUACAGUCAACUCGUAAACAAAUUUGGGCUCAUGUCUUAGCAGUGAUUAGUUAAAGAAGAUUUAAAACACAAAAAGGAUGAACAUGACAGUCAAAUAGGAAACAGGUGAGAAGAAACAAGACACUGAGUGAGUCUCUCAGACUCAAACCUUCCAUGUUUUUAGACAUUAAACAAAGUCCCAUUUCUUUUAAGAUAUACCAGUAUGUGACAGGAUAAGAUGUUUUUUCUAAUAGAUUUGGAUGAAGGCUUCACACUCACAUGGAGAAUAUAGGGUUGGACACCUCCACAUGUAGAUCUGGGUGCACACAAAUACACAGUAAGUAUUUCCCUGGUCUUUGGCUUACACAAUCUCAUAUACACAUGUUCAAACCAUGUUAAUCAAAACAGCAAGACUAUAAGUAAACAGAUCGCCUACAUAAUGGGAUUGUUCAGUGUGUAAACAAUAGGCUGUUAGCGUAAUCACAGGUCAAAGAUAUAUUACCCAGAGAGCUAUGUUGUAUGUAUAUUAUCAUGAUGGAUAUUGUAGGAGGGAGGAGGGGUGCAAGGGCACUACGAUAUUGAGCCUUACUGAUUCCGAUUUACCCCCUAUUGGGCCCCAUCCGCUGCCUUCUCUCGUCUGCUGCCUUAUUCAAGCCUCACUUAAUCAGCCUCCCGUUUUUUCUUCAUAUUCUUUCCCCCUAUUUCUUAGAAACUUGGCUCCCCUUUUUCUCAGCCACUGAUUUUUUUUAUAAUACCGGAUUUCUGUCUUUAUCAACUAUACCUUUUAUCCUUUCAUCUCUUUUCCAUCGCCCUCUUUUUCUGGACAGAUAUAAUCGGCUUCAGCAAAGUCAUCAAUCCCUCUCUUUAGUCAGUGGGGUACGAGGAUAAAGAAGCCCCUGCAAUCUUGUUUUUUUCUGAUUAAGCUAACAGAAGCCUGAGUGAUAUUGACCUUUUUAAGUUGCUACACCCAUGUCUGAAAGAUAAACAAGAGCAAGAAGCAGAAAGAUGUUUUGUUGUUCCAUGCUGAUUGAGGAAUUAUUUUUACGGGCAGCUGCUCUUUCAGCUCAGUGCCGGUUAACUUUUCUCCACUUUACUUGACUACUAUUUUCCUCUUAUAUUUGGGUAAAUAAGGCCAUACUGUGUGAUUAUCUCUGAACAGUUUGUGAGUGUGAUCACUGGCUAACCUAUGUGCACUUUAUGUUUCUGUGCAGCUUGAGGUAGACACAUUGGGCCAACAUAUAGAGUACACCUGUAGGCAUGAAUAAUGGAGAAGAACAUCACAAAUCUAGUCAAGGCUAUUUAUGCUUCCUGUUCAGUUAGGAAUCAGAACAUCCAAAGUCCAGGACAGAUAUAAAACAAAAAUGCUCCUUGAAGUUGCAGCUUGAACUGUGAAGUCAAAGUUUGCACAUUAGCUCCCAGUAUUUAAUCUGUUAUGGCUGGGGAGAAUAUAUGAUUUAGUAAAAUUUGUAAGUAAUGAAUUUUUGUAUCUCAAUAAACCAGUGGCACGCCUAUUACAACAUACCUUUGUUGGUGUAGUAUAUAAAAAAUGAAACAGGAAAGAAAAUAUAUUUUAAAAAAUAUCUGUCAUAAAUGCUAAUUUGAGUUAGCGCCAAAACAAAAAAAAAAAGGAAAUCCCAACGCUUUCUGCCUUGCAAAUAGAAUGUGUUCAACUCAGGUGUAAUGUAACUCCUACUUCCAAAACAAACUUAAGACAGCUUAUGUCCCACAGUGCAUAGGCCUAACCAGUUCAGUGGCAGUUGUUUACGCGACAGCAGUGUAAUACUAAUCUUGAAUAAUCCAUUUAUAACAUAAUUUGUAACAACAUCAGCCACUUAAUACUGCUUGGCCACUGGUUUGAGUGAGGUAGUGGGAGUGGAGUCAAAGGUGAAAGGAUUACACAGAGCAGCAACCCAUGUCAACCGCUUUUGUUUAAUCCUGACCAAUAGGCUGAAGUAAAACUUCUGAUAAAUGAUUCACAUAAACCAUCUCUAAACAAUGCAGGCACCCCCAACUGUGUGAGCUGUAACUCAUUUAGCUGUUUAUGGUAAAAAAAAAAUUUAAAAAAGGAAUUUAAAAAAACAGCUUGAUGAGUGAUAGAUGGUGAUGCAGAGAUACUAUGGGUUAGAGCUGCUUUAUUAGACAAGCCACAGCAAAGACAGAGAAGGCCUCCUUAUGUCACAGAGCUAAUAACUGGAAUGAAUAAUAGACGUUGUAAAGCCCUGACUCCCUCCUUAUUCUGCCCCAUACAUAAGCUUGAGCUCUAUGUGGGCAGUGAGCCACCAAGCCCUUCGCAAAAAUGAGAUGGGCUCCCAAGAAGAUUGGGGGUGAAGGUGGGGGUGGAGAGAAUCGGAUUAACCAAAAUGCCUCAAUUGUAGGAAAUGCUUGGGGCUGACCUUAGUGUAAUGCCACUGACAAAUGCUGUAAACUAAAUCCUUAGUUUCUGAUUAGGCAAUCAUGGAAACCAGAAUUAACUGUGGUGAAAUUGCUCAAAUCUGUACGUAUGUUUUUUUAUGCAAAUGUUUAUGAAAGACUUGGGAUUUAUGCUUAAUACCUUUAUUGCCACUGGAGAAACAAAUAAACAGGAGAGCAAUAAAUUGCUAGAAGCUGUCAAAAGGUACCAUUUCAGUCAGCACAGUUUGACUGUGCAGUCUGGCUUCUGACAGCUUUAUUUAGUCUUUAGCACCUGAGCCAGAAAGCAGAGAGCAAAUUGUUGGCACAAAAAGUAGCUUAACUAGAUUCCAAUCUGCCUUCUUUGAGAAACAAUUGAUGUAGCUAAUGCACAUGAAAAACAAGGAGCAGGUUUUUGGUCUGUGUUUACUUUACUUGAGGAUCAAACACAAAGGGCCAGGAAGAAAGGUAACAGUCUAGAUUUAAUUUUAAUCUUUUCCUGCUAUCUGAGCCUGAUCAGAUGGCAUGACUACUGAAAUGAUGUUUCAGCUUGUCUUCAGGGUGUAAAAUACAGAUUAAAGGGGCUCAACUGCUUCUUUAAUGGAGGCGUGCUGUUCUCCCUGCUGUGAUCAGGGUGUAAUCCUUCAGUUUUAAAAGAAGUGAAAAGUUUGUGGUGUCCAGAAAGUUACAAAUAUGUCCCUUCUGGCCCCCCUACAGAGCUGAGAGUGGUAGACAGCAGGGGAUAACCAUAUGUCUUCCAACUGUGUUUCAAAGCUCCCAUCGUUUGCUAGCUAAAUUAUAUGAUAUCAUUAUAUACACCAGGCAAAAAAUAGAGAGCUAUCGUUAUGCAUCUCAAUGUGCAAAGUAAAACGUAAUGUUUUCAAAACUAAGGUUUCUUUAAAUAGCAAAGGGACGUAACUUUACUUACUUUAUGUUGAUCAUUUGGAAGGGUCAGCUCAUCACUUUGUUUUUACAUGCUUUUAAAAUACUGUUGCUCGUGAACAAUUAAAAGUUUAUGAUAUCCCACCACUACGAGCCCCUUUGCUGUUGCUUGAGGUUAAUUUGUGCUCACCCCUCAUUUCAAUUGUUCUGUGGUAAAUGUCCACAUUAUUUCCCACAUGUGCCUGAAUGAGGGGUAUGAUUAUCAAAAGGUAGACCUUAUGGGUAGCUGUUAUAUUAUCAAAGGGGUUGUAAGCUGCAGUAACAGAUUCUGGGGUCUUAUUGCUAUGGCAAUCAGCCCCUUGCCACUUGGCCUUUCCUGACCCCAGUCAGAGAUAAGCUUUAUGGGAAAGCACAUUAACAUACUCUGGCAGUCACCUCACUCCUUGAUCAAAGGCAGUCCUGUGAAAUCAAGUGUUUAUGGACCCCUAGUGAGAGGACAGUGCUGCUGAUUGCCCAUAUUAGAGGUUGACUGUAAAUGAGCUGGAGAUGGACAAAGGACUCGUAGCAGUGGGGAAAACUGAGGACGGGAUACUGAUGUUCUUGCUAAAUGAGCAAUAAUUUUAAUGACCCAUGAGCAGGAUACUCUUCCCUAAAAAUACUGUCAUUAGAAUCACUAAAUGGAAAAUGUUUUUUUUGUUUGUUUUUUUAACAAACACUGUGUGUUCAAAAAAUUUAUUUCAUUCAUUAUUUUAGAUAAAAAAACAAAACAAAAGUUUCUCAUUAGCUAAUAUGAAACAUGCCUAUACAGCCUAAUACUGACACUUUGGAGCCAAUGCAUUAUAUUGUAAGUUUAAAAGAAAUUAUUUUAUUUUACCAUUGUCUUUUUUCUAUUAAGAUACAUUGACGCUAAAUGUCCUUUAGAUUUGUUUUUAAUUAUUAUUAUUUCUUUUUUUACUCUUUAUUUUAAUACGGGCAUUUUACUGUGGCUACUAAAAAGCAUAGCAUUUAAGAAAAUAAAACAAUGUUAGCUGCUGUGAGUGCCUGCUUACAGCCUGAUCACUUGUGUAAAAUCCUCUCAGCGUGUCUACAAUGAUGGAUAGUGAUAGCCCUGUGUCUUUGUACACAACAGGGGGGACCUACUGUUGUCACCGGACAGAUACAGGGAGUUGCAAAGAGAAAGAUGUAACCACAGCUUAAUGUCCUUCUCUGGUGCUGUGCAUGCUCUUUCCUAUUUGCUUUUCCCUUCACGGCACGGUUAACAUCGUAAAUUAACCUUUCCAAGCCCCCUGUGCUUACAAGCUGGUGCACAAUACAAAGGAAAAAAUAGAUCUUUGUUAUGCAAUGCGGAUGGUGCUGGUCAGAGACACAGCCUGUUACAGUGUUCAGUUAUUCCUUUUUUCAGUGAUGGGGAUAAAACAAUAUAAGUUGUUCAGUCAAGCAUACUUUAUGUGCAUGUCCUGUGUACUCUGCAAAUCCAUACGAGGCUGGUUUCUGUUCUCCAUCUUGGAAAUGUAAAUGAAACACGUGAAACAAAAUGUACUCUAGGUCCUUCUUUUCUUAGGUCAAUCUUGUAAAUAAAAUGUAAAUAACAAACAGCUAUGCAUGCUAAUGUACACGCAAUUUGUUCAGGUACUUUUGUAAUCCAGACUGCUCAUAUGGCAUGUAAUAAUGACAAAAAGCAAAAGUGGAAACAGCAUAAUAAAUUGUGAACAACAAUAUGGUUUGUAAUGAUGUCAAAAAGGGAAAAAUAUGUCUUAGCUGGUAAUGUUUUCUUACUGAUAAGUAUUGCAUUGGCCUGCCAUUUACUCCAGUGCUGUGCUCAUGUUACUUGAUUUUUUUUUUUUUUUUUUUUUUCCCAAGAGGUGAGGUAAGGGCAAAUAUGAUAAUAAAUUACCAGUCUGUGGAAUAGUGUAAGUAGCAAUCAAAAUGAGGACAAGUUGGUGUUCUGGCUGUUUUGUGUUUAAUUCUUGAUUGCCACUGCAUGCUGACAUGCAUACUCCUAUUAAUAGCUGAGUAUGACACACAACAAAUACAAUUUUUCAAAACUGAGCUGCCAUUAGAGUUGUGUCAGCAGAAAAGAAGGCACAUCACCAGCUAUAUCAAGUGUAGUUUUGAAAGGAUACGCUUCUGGAAAUAAAUGCAACUUACAUGAAUAGAACAAUUAUUUUUGCUGAUUCAGAUUUUUCCAAUAAUUACUAACAUGGAAAGAGUACUCAAGUAAAUAACAUUUUUUUUUCAUUUUGGAAUUUGUUUCCGCUUUUGUAAAACAAUGUUUAGUUAAAAAAAAGAAAAAAAAAAGAUGUAUAUCCAAAAUUUCUCUUUGCCCUAGAAGCUCUAUUGUGACAUUGCAUGUAAGGAGCAAUGGAGAAAACUGGAUUUUUUUGCAGAGGGUGGGUGGUGGGGUGCUUUUUAAGAGUGUUUAUUGUAAGCCAUUUUAGAACCAUGUUAAAUCCCAAGGCACCCAUGGUAGACGGAAGUAUCUAAUUUCUAACCUGUGCUAAAGAUAUUUUAAAUUUAAUAAAUAAGUAUUGUAACAAGAAAA